Molecule: messenger RNA, 1643 nt
Organism: Cucurbita maxima (winter squash)
Lineage: Eukaryota; Viridiplantae; Streptophyta; Magnoliopsida; Cucurbitales; Cucurbitaceae
Product: probable transcription factor At1g61730
Exons: 1
Coding region: 62-1309 (415 amino acids)
Biological process (GO): regulation of DNA-templated transcription
Cellular component (GO): nucleus
Source: RefSeq, a predicted model, not a curated record
CCCAAUUUUAUUGUUUCUGAUCAAACCCUAGCAGGCGAAACCCCGAUCUCCUUCUCCGGUUAUGGCUCCCAAACGUCCGUCACCCUUGGAUGAGCCUCCGGCAGCGUCUUCCUCUGAAGAAGAAGAAACUUCAUCGGGCGAGGAAGAGGAAGGCGGGUCGAGAGGCGGAUCUUCCUCCUCAUCCGAAGAGGAUGAAGAUGAAACACAAGCUCUGACUCAAACUCAGAAACCGAAGAAGUCUUCUGCUCUUCCUUCUACUUCUGCCGUCGGAAAGAAACCCGCACCUAAAAAAUCUGAACUUGUUCCAAACUCGCAGGCUCAGUCUUCUUCCUCGGAAAGAGGCUCCGGAUCCGACUCCGAUACGGAUACUGAAUCCGAACGAAAUGUGAAGCCUAUUGCCUCUAAGCCGAUGGAAGAGACUCCGAAGGUGAAAAAGCCCAGAUCCAAGCCUUCUGCCUCAGCUACGCCUGCGAGAUCGUCUUUCAAGACCCCUAGUGACACAACAAGAGAUGCCAAGCGAGCGAAGAAGAGUUCUGUGGCUGACGCUGAUGAUGGGGCAGUCGCAGAAGACGAUUCCAAGAAAUCUGUUGACGAAUCCAAAAAGCUGUUUCAGAGACUGUGGAGUGAGGACGACGAGAUUGCUAUACUGAAAGGUAUGAUUGAUUACUCAGCCAAGAAAGGUACUGACCCAGCUUUAGAAAUGAAUUCCUUUCAUGAUUUCAUCAAGAAAUCUCUUCACGUCGAUGUAACCAGGGCCCAGUUAGUGGAUAAGAUACGUCGACUGAGGAAGAAAUUUAGGAAUAAUGUCGAUAGAGGGAAGAAGGGUGCAGACCCAACGUUUUCAAAAGCCCACGAACAGAAAGGUUUCGAACUGUCCAAGAAAAUAUGGGGCGGCGAAGGAUUUGCUCGCACUCCGGCUGUGGAGCAGCUGAAGCUUAAUGUUAAUGGCGCUCCUAAUAAGAAUCAAAGAGGUAGCACCAGUAAGACACUGGCUUCACUGAAAGCUGAGUUGCUUCCUUCUCCAGAGGCCUCGAAGGAGGAUGGUAAGAUGAAAGUUAAUGAUAACGAGGCUCCGUCAGGUUGCAUGGAUGGUUUUGUUGCGUUUGAAAGGUCUUUUGGUGCUGUUGGCUUGCCGGAAAGUUUUUUGAAGCCAGGAUUAGAGCUAAUAAGGCAAUCCAAGAGAACAGAGCUGGAGGAAGAGUGGAAGAAAUUGCAUGUUGCGGAAUUAGAACUUUUUCUGAAGAAGACUGAGUUGAUUAGGGACCAAGCAAAAUUGAUACUGGAGGCGUACAAGUCAUCUGAGAAGUAAGGAUUUAGACAUUGGACAGUUUCCAUGCUGAUAAUUCAGAGCUCAAAUUGUUCCUGUUUGUUGUUUUGUCUAGUAUUUACCGAUUGCUAUACUUGUAGUUUGUCUGAGUUUAUGAUUGCCUCGAGGCCUUAGGGUAAUGUCCUACUGACUAUGCUUCAACCUCUACUUCCGUUGGUUAGACUCUGCCAUAUGUAUUUGGUGUUGACGUCUGCUUCUUCUAGUUUAAUGUUCUCCUAAAAACAUCUAUCUUAUAUUUUCUUCAUCAUGGUUAAGCAGAUCUUCCUGUCUUACGCUGAUAUGAGUAGUUAUAAUAUCAUUCGAGAUGUUUGUAGAA